UAAAGUAAAGCUUCACUUCCCGUCUGUUCCCGUUGGAAAAAUAAGCAACCUGAUAAAUACAAUUUCAUCAUAUUUCUUUCUGGCGUCGGAAUUAAACUGUAUUAACAUAGAUACGGGGAAAUUGAAGGAACCUCCUUGGGAAGAUGUGAUUGAACUGCAGAAGGAAGUUUUUUUGCUCCGAGAAGAAAAGCUGCAGCUGGAUAUCGAUCAUUUGAAGAAGGAUAAGGAAGUACUGAUGAGGCCCAGGAAGCCUAACUGGUCUACGGAGCAAAAGCUGCUCUUGGUGCAGCUAGUGAAAGCCAGGAGAGAAGGUUUGCUGACGGGGAGGCAUUCUUGCCGUGAGACAGCUACCAACCGACGAUGGGCAUGGGACGAGAUUGCAGAGGAAAUCUCCACUGCUUACCCUGAUGUUACUCGUACAGGAAAGGAGUGUGAGAGACACUGGUUCAUAGAGCAAGCUAAAGCAAGAGAGGCCUUGGUAUCCCAAAAGUCACCUACAGAACAUAUCAAUCCAGUGACCAAACUAGUGCUGGAAAUCCUCAAACUACAGAAAAAGGACACAGAUUUCAGGGCUGAAGAAGACAGUACAAGCUGUCAAGAAGAGGAGGAGGAACAAAUGGAAGUGAAAUAUGUUCCAACUACAGUUACACCUUUUAUAAACAUUGAAUUGCCUCUGAAUAACACAACCAACAAUAGUGAAGAUAAUGUUCCAGUCAGUCCUAUAUGCCCACUGUCACCCUCUGCAGAAAAAAAGACUUUAGAGAUAUCUGUUCUUCGCCGUCAAGAACGUGUGUUACAGCUACAGGAGGAAUACUACUCCCUCAAAAUCAAACAGCUCAAAGCACGCAUGUUAAUGGACCUUUGAUGGGACAGUGAGGACAUGUGUGUGUGUGGGGGGGGGGACUGUUUUACUGUUUCAAAAAAAAAACUAGGAGUUUUAGGUCUAGAUUUCUAUUGUCAUAGCUGUGAAUUUAACUAUCUGUUCAGGCAAAGGUUGCUCAAAUGGAGUGCUGUUAGAUUUAUACUCUAUCUCAUUAGUUUCCAGAGAAACAGCGUUAACCCAAUGUGUCGUACACAGUAUGUGUGUGCGUCAGGGGAAAUUGUCUGGCUUUUAAUCUAGUAUAAUCUAAUGUUCAGUAUUUGAUAUUUCACAUUUUCACCAGUAGAUGGCAAGGUAGCAAUUUAUCUUCUCACUUGUGAUACUGUAUUUAAAAUGUGCACAUCUAGACAAGCAUCAAAUUUUGAUGUUUUAGGUUUUUGCCAGAUAUUUUAAAAUUACAGGUAAUAGUCUGUAGGCCAAGUUUAGUGCUGCUCUGACAAACACUUUAAAAUAACAAUGUACUAAAACUGUAUUUAUGUUUGUUUUCUGUGAGAGACUGUGGUACUAUUUUUCCUGUUUAAGCUAUAGUUGUUCCACUGCAAAUCUUGUUAAAGAUGUAUUUGGCUUACCUUAUUUAAUUUUUAUCGAAUACCUUUUUUCACAUGAAAUAAGAACAUAAAUUUUUGGAUCACUGUAGAAUUGAUGCGCAUAUAAAAGUAACAUUUUGGGCUACCUGCUAUCCCUUAUGAUUUUUAACAUGUAUAUAUAAAAUUGGAGCAGUAAAUGAGCAGGAUGGCUGAGCUCUUGGGGUUAGGGGUGGCAUAUUUUGGCGUCUUAUUUGUACUCUACUGACACUAACCAAUAAUGGUUGUUGGCAAACUCAGAUCGACAGUUCUUUCCUCCCAUCCCCCUCCGACGGAAAUAUAAAUCGGUCAAGACAGUUGCAAUUGGUGCACUCUACAUUGAUUUUUUGUUUUGUUUAUUUGUUUAUAUAAGCCAAAUACCUCUUUAAAUAAUAAAAUAAUGAUCCU
Messenger RNA from Clarias gariepinus (North African catfish), 1851 nucleotides. RefSeq lists its product as uncharacterized. The record is from RefSeq and is a predicted model, not a curated record. The coding region runs from base 236 to 865 and encodes 209 amino acids. Lineage: Eukaryota; Metazoa; Chordata; Actinopteri; Siluriformes; Clariidae. The transcript has 5 exons.